Moneuplotes crassus is the source of this 1379-nucleotide messenger RNA. The record is from the annotation of a GenBank genome assembly. NCBI's taxonomy places the organism in Eukaryota, Ciliophora, Spirotrichea, Euplotida, Euplotidae.
CCUCACUCUAUAUGUCCAACUAAAUAGUUUUGAAAGGUCAAAAUAUUUGAGCUUUUGCAUAAAUCGAUCUGAAAGCCUAGUCACUAAGGAAUUAACUUACUCUAGUCAUCAUAACGCAUAUCUACCCCUAAAAGACCUUAAGGUGUUAAUAGGUUCGUAGCUAAUAUCAGGUAUACAUGGAGAUGUGUCAAUAUUGAUGACGAUGUUGAUAGGGCACGAUUUGACAUGGAUCUGGAAUGCUACUCAUCUACUCAUUUGAAAUACUGCUUUCUCCUAGCACUCCCAAUUUUGUUAAUAUGGGUUAUCUUGGUUCCGAUAAUUGCACUUAAGGUAGUGUUACAUAACAAGGACCAUAUGUCCCAAGGAUUCACUCCAAAUCGCUUCUAUUGGGAAUUCAUAAAUCUCUUGAGAAAAUUCAUAUCAGUAUUCUGUCUAGUCUUUUCGACAUACACUAGAAUUGCAUUUGGAACAAUGAUCUUAUUCAUUACAUCAAGAGUUCAAACUUCACUAAGACCUUACAAAGAAGAGAAGCACAACAAAAUAGAAGUUCUAGCUAUAAAUGCUUGCAUUGUGACUAUUCUAUCAAAUUUCUCUUUCUUAGAGUCAGAACAAGUUGAAUCAUUAGAUACAUGGGAAUUGCUGCUUGUUCUAAUCGCCAACUCGAUAUUCAUUGGGCAUUGGAUCAGCUUGCUCUCAAGAUCAUUUGGAGAAAAAUCAAAGUUUGCCAGAAUGAUUUUUGGCAUUUUAGGAUGCCUCUUCUGUAUUGGUGAUACUAUUAAAAACGAGAUAAGCGGAAAAGAAGUCAACAAACAGCAAGCUUCAGAUAUAAACAGUAAUAGCCGAUGUGAAUAUCCUACAGAAAUCCCUGAAGAAAGCACGGACAGACACAAUAAACAUGGCUUAUUCCAGUAUUUCUUGAAAUUUGAUGUAAUCUCAGUCGCUGGAAUUGAGUCCCUUCAACUUCUCGCUAAAGUUAUUCAAAAGAAGAAAUAGUAAGCCUCAUAAAAGUCCUGAAGCUCACACCAAGGUCGAGCCAAAGGCCAGGCACCUUCAUAUUUUAACUCAUAGAUUGGCUAAUAUCAAUACUGAUCCUCAGAAGAGUUCCCAGAAUAGACUUGGUUUAAAACCUCCGGCAGGAAACAGUAUCAUGUUCGACUCUAGCUCUUCCUCUGAACAUUCAGAGUUACCAAAUGUGAUCCCUAAGAUAAGAAGGAACAAAGAAGAAGAAAAACAAGAGUAAUUUAGCCCAACUACAAGAAUCAAUGAAGAUAUGGCUUCUGGACUAACAUGAAAUAAUAACUGGACUAAAUAUUGGGAAAUCAACCUAAAACUAUCUUUGUCGUACACAUUUGGCAUUUAGGAUAUUAGCCAAGAGCUUC